Messenger RNA from Gryllus bimaculatus (two-spotted cricket), 3487 nucleotides. NCBI's taxonomy places the organism in Eukaryota, Metazoa, Arthropoda, Insecta, Orthoptera, Gryllidae. The record is from the annotation of a GenBank genome assembly.
AUUAGUAUACUCUCUGGCUUUCCCUUUGAGGAGAUUGUGUGAUUUGUCAUAGACAAAACUGUAGGCGCUCUGUGGCAGCUCUGUGGUGAUUUGGUUGGGUGGCGCUGCCGUGGGCGUGUUGAUGCUGGUUUGUUCCGUAGAUUUUCCGUAUUUGUCUGUGAAACUGUGUUGGUAUUGGAGGAGGUUCUGGUGCAGUCUUGUGAAACUUAAGUUUUGUCCGAAAAUGCCUUCGAGCAUAGGUGUGAAUUUGCGUGUGACAGGACACUGCAGCCAAGGUGCCAGAAAAUAUAUGGAAGACAUGUUUUCAGUUGCAUACCAACGGACGGAAGAUGAAAAAGAUCUCGAAUACGCUUUCUUCGGAAUAUUCGACGGCCACGGAGGACAACAAGCUGCAACGUUUGCCAAGGAACAUCUUCUUGACAACAUUGUGAAUCAAAAAUCAUUUUGGUCCGAUAAAGAUGCAGAAGUUUUAAGGGCCAUACGAGAUGGAUUUUUGCAAACGCAUCUGGCAAUGUGGCGUCAGUUAGAUCGCUGGCCAAAAACUGCUGUUGGAUUUCCUAGCACAUCGGGUACAACUGCAAGUAUUGCAUUCAUCCGCAGAGGGAAGAUUUACAUUGGCCAUGUAGGCGAUUCAUCAAUAGUGCUGGGUUAUCAGGAAGAUGGUCAGUGGAAAGGCCUUCCAUUAACUCGUGAUCACAAGCCUGAAAGUGAAGAAGAAACGCAACGAAUUGAACAAGCUGGUGGAAAAGUAGUGAAAAAAUCGGGUGUGCCACGUGUUGUAUGGAAUAGACCUCGUCUAGGUCAUAAAGGACCUGUCAGGAGAUCAACACAAAUUGAUGAAAUCCCAUUCUUAGCUGUGGCUAGAUCUCUUGGUGAUCUGUGGAGUUAUAAUCCUGUCCAAGAUGUUUUUGUGGUAUCUCCAGAACCUGAUGUAUCAGUGUACACCAUAGAUGUGAGUUGUCAUAGAUGCUUGAUUUUUGGGACCGAUGGAUUAUGGAAUGUAAUGUGCCCUACUGCAGCUGUUGAGGUAGUCCAGAUUGCAGAGUCACGCAAUGAGCAGCAUCUUCUUCAGCAGGGAAAUGACACAGACACUAGAGACAUUCCACAUGCAUGGAUAAAUCCCUCUAAGAGUUUAGUGGAUCGAGCUUUAGAAGAAUGGCGAGCUCUAGGACUACAAGCUGAUAAUACUAGUGUGGUUACGCUGAUGUUGGAUCCUCCUGGACCUCCUCGAGUGCAGGUCCUGUUAAGUCAACGACAGCAACAGCAGGAAAUCUUAGAGCAUUCAAGUGUUUCGAGUUUGUUUUCAUCAAGGUGUGUUAUGGAUAUUAAAACAAAAACACCAACCAAACCUACAGAAGAUUUAACACCACCAAGUGAUGGUACGAUACAUACCAGAACAUGUGAUCCUGCCUCUCUUCCUGACAGCAGUUGUGGUAAUCAAAGCAUUUCUUCAGACAGUAAGAUGCCUUUCCCGUCCCCACCUAUGUCCUUGAUGUGCCUCCAAAGUAACGAAGUAUCAUCAUCUUCAACAACAGUAGCAGCUGUAUCAACGUCAACUGCAAUAAAGACGGUCAGUUCGCCAGUAAAUAGAGAUAAGUCAUGUCUACCUUCAACUUUAGGAAUGGAUCUUUCAAAAGCAGCAGGCUUUAAACGAAGACACAGUAGUGGAUUAACACAGCCACAUAUGUCAGGAAUUGAUAAAAGAAAACGAACUCGCUCAGAACACGAUUGCUUUUCGAAAGAACAAAUUAGAAACGAAGACCUUGCAACAAGUGAUGCAGAAAAUCAGAGAGUUGCAUGGCCUCCAUGGAAUGCUGCAAAAAAAUCUAAUAAAUCAAUGCCUCAGAAAGCUUCUAAAUAUUCUGGUACCAGGUGUGGGAAAUCAAUGCUUCCUUUAGUAACUCCAAUUGGUAAAAAUGCUAACUCAAGGUGGCUAUGUUCGAAUUCUUCUGUUUCCCCACCCAAGUGGACAUUAAGGUCACGAAAUGUCCCUUCAGAUCAACCACCCAAGUUAGUAUGUGAUGACAAAACACCAGAACGUAUUAUACUUCCAGGAGCCAGUAACUUAUGUGUUCCAAUGACUAUAUGUACACGUUCCAAAGGGCGUAAACUAUUGUCUUGUAAUAAGUGAUAGAAGUCCCAAACAUGCUGUUAUUUAUAUAGAAUGCAAAUACUAUAUGGGCAUCAGGUAAAAGUGAACAUAAAGUGUUCAAAACUCCUUAUUUUCAGAAACAGUGUAUUUUUAAAUAUGAAAACCAUAUCUUUUCUGUAUAUCAGAUUAGUUUGUACAAAUUUUAAAAUAGAAAGUUGUGAAGUUGGCAAUAUAUUUAUUAUUCUAUUGCUGUAAAUACAUGCAUAUUUUUUUCUAGACUUUUACAGAUCUUAUUUGAGUAUUUAAUCUGUUCAACAACACAUUUGAUUUGUCAAAUUUAAUUAUCGUUAAUUGUGAUAGACGGUUUAGAUAAUUUUUGGAUUAGUUUCUGUGUAGACUAUUUCCCAUUAAUGGUUUUCAAAUUUUCAAUAAGUCUUUAAAACAUUUGAUAGAGUUAAAAUAGAAGGUAAUUAAUUUUGUUGGGUGUGUUGUUUGUGAAUGUACCAAAGUUAUUUCUGCAUCAGAUGUUGACAAAGUAGUAAUGUAAAAGAAUAUUUUCAUAGUAUAAAAAUGUUUUGUAAAGUGGUAUUUUUGUAUCCAUAUACACAGAUUUGUUGGAAACCUAGUCAGGCCUACUGUGGAAAUAUACUAUAUAUUCUAUAUUGGAAGAAAUUGGGAAAUACAAAGAAAUACAGUAUAUACAUUAAUUGUUCAGAAAGUUGUUUUAAUAAAUUAUGUUUAAAUUAAGGUCUUGUGCAUAUAUUCAUCUCCUGUGAAUUUUCUUUGAUUAGGGAAUUUCCCUGUGAAAUUGUCUGCAAUGCUGUGUCAGCUUGCAGCUGUUAAAAAGGGUAUGCUAAAAAUAUGGACUUGCAAAGAUCUAAAAUGAAACAAUAAAUGCAAUUGUUAAUGAACUGUUAAGCUUUCCAGUUGUCUGAAGUCAGGAUAUGUCGGAAUUUGAUUAAUCUGUUGUGUUUUAACAACGCGGUGCAAGAGUUGCUUUGGGAAUCCCUGUUCCAUUCUCUACAGUACACCUGCCUACCUGCCCCAAUCUCAUCAUUAAUUUGUCUAGUGCUAUUUACGAAAUCCAGUGCACAGGAAAAAAGUAGGUAGCAACACCUUGAAGGCUUCAUUUCGAUUCUUACUCUGCGUUGACUGCACUGAAAAAUAGUUGAGAAAUCUCUCACUGUGGUCACGUCUAUAAAUAUGUUAUUGUUUGUUAAUAUUAUGGGUUGUACAUAUUAUAUAGAAAAAGUGUUCUAAUAUUGUUAAAAUUCUGACAAAAAUGUUUUUGGGCAAUGACACUGAAGAAACACUUUUCAAUACUUUCUCUUUUUAUAUAUGUAUAUGUUAUAUUAUAUUGCAAAAAAACCUAAAUACAGCAUAACUUAUAUUAAG